Messenger RNA from Rhea pennata, 397 nucleotides. It is a transcript of the gene LGALS2, whose product is annotated as galectin 2. The coding region runs from base 1 to 396 and encodes 131 amino acids. NCBI's taxonomy places the organism in Eukaryota, Metazoa, Chordata, Aves, Rheiformes, Rheidae. Gene Ontology annotation, molecular function: carbohydrate binding; galactoside binding. The record is from RefSeq and is a predicted model, not a curated record. The transcript is spliced from 4 exons.
AUGUCUGAAGUAUUUGAAAUCUUCAACCUGGAUCUGAAGGCUGGGGACAGCCUGAAGAUCAAGGGCAAGAUAUCUGAGAAUGCUGAUGGCUUCGUCGUCAACCUUGGCUACAGCUCCUCAGAUCUGGCAUUGCACUUCAAUCCCCGCUUCAAUGAGUCUGUCAUCGUCUGCAACUCUAAGUGCUCCAAAGCCUGGCAGCAGGAGCAUCGUGACAACCACCUCUCUUUCUCCAAGGGCUCCACUAUCAAGCUCGUCAUUGAAUUCCUGGCAGACAAAUUCCAGGUGAAACUACCAGACGGGCAUGAAGUGGAGUUCCCUAAUCGACACUGCUAUGACAAGAUCACCUACAUGAGUGUCAAGGGAGGAUUCAGGGUCACCUCCUUCAAACUGGAUUGAU